AAAGAGAAACCGGAUGAAACUAAAAAACUACAAUAGCGAAAAAUGCCGGUAUCGAAGUUCUUGUGAUGUUGGUAAACAUACGACGUCAACAAUCUGAUUAUUAGAUAGAACUGGGAGCUGACAAAUGGCAUCACCUUCAGCGUUACUGCAAGGAGCAGUUCGAGCUGCAUCCUAUAACAUUCUACUUCAGUUUGGGCUGAGAAUGUCAACAUUUGUCCUGAACGCAUUUAUUUUGCGCUAUAUUUCCCAAGACAUUCUUGGUGUAGUAAAUGUAAGAUUGACUUUGCUCUACUCAACCACGCUCUUCCUCUCUAAAGAAGCAUUUGAUCGAGCUUGUCUCAGCAAGUCUGUCAAGAGGGACUGGAGACAAGUAAUUAACCUGCUUUGGUGCACUUUCCCAGUUGCGGUUGUUUGGUGUUCAUGUUUGGGCUAUGUGUGGUUCUACUUUCUGGAGAAUCCUACCAAAACUUCUAACAUCUCACAUUAUGGGUUGGGUGUUUUCUGUUAUUCGCUCUCUACCAUAAUAGAAGUUCUGGCUGAGCCCUUGUUUGUAGUGGGACAAGCAUGUCUUUUCAUCAAGCUAAAAGUUGUUAUGCUAGGCAUAUCUCAAAGUGUUAAGUGCAUCACCACAGUUGUACUAGUUCUAGUAAGACCAGACUGGGGAAUCAUCAACUUCUCUAUAGCCCAGGUUGUCUCCAGUCUGACAUAUGUGCUGCUGUAUCAUGGCUACUUUUCACACUUCAUCAACUCUCACAAAAAGAAAGAUGAAGACUUUCCACUUCAAUCAAUACGAGACAUAUAUCCUAGGCUUCUAGAAGAUAAGCCUUAUAUUGAUAAUUCUCUAGCAAGCCUUACUUGGAGUUUUUUCAAACAGUCAUUUUUAAAACAGAUCCUUACAGAAGGUGAAAAAUUUGUGAUGACAUUUUUUGAUGUGCUGAGCUUUGCUGACCAAGGUGUUUAUGAUGUAAUCAACAACUUAGGUUCUUUGGCUGCUCGCUUCAUCUUCCUUCCCAUAGAAGAAAACAGCUACUUGUUCUUUUCACAGCUGUUGACAAGAGGUUUGCCAGUAGAUCAGCAAAACCAGGAUUCUACCAGAUUAUGUGCCAUAGUUUUGGGAGUUAUUCUCAAGAUUGUAACUAUAAUUGGAUCUAUUAUUUUAAUAUUUGGUUAUUCCAACGCCUACUUAGCACUUCAAAUAUAUGGUGGGGAAAUACUUACAGCUGGGAAUGGUCCAGUGUUGUUACGCUGGUAUUGCCUUUAUGUUCUUGUAAUUGCUAUAAACGGGAUCACAGAGGCUUUUGUGUUUGCAGCCAUGAGUAAAGAUGAAGUUGAUAGGUACAACAAAAAGAUGUUGAUGUUUUCUGCACUGUUUCUGUUUGCUUCCUGGCUCUUAACAACCCUGAUUGGGAGUGUUGGCUUUAUUUUGGCCAACUGCCUCAAUAUGACUGCACGUAUUAUACAUAGUUUAUGGUUUAUAAACGGCUAUUUUUUGGGCACAACUCACAGACCUUUGAGUGAUGUUGUUCCUUCUGUUCCAGUUCUACUUUCCUUACUUUUCUCGUUGGUUUUUACAGCAUUAUCUGAGAGAAUGUUUUGUCAAGAAACUUCUGGAUGGCAGCACAGAUUGGUCCAUGUUAGUUUCACAGGUGUUUGUUUAGUGCUUGUAUUGGCAACUGUCUUUUUCAAAGAGAACAAUGUUGUUAAAGUGGUAAAAGAGCAAAUAUUAAAAUCUAAAAAAUAAAUAUUGAAGAGUACUUUUG
This is a messenger RNA of Physella acuta, 1760 nucleotides long. RefSeq names its product protein RFT1 homolog. Gene Ontology annotation, biological process: dolichol-linked oligosaccharide biosynthetic process; glycolipid translocation. The record is from RefSeq and is a predicted model, not a curated record. Lineage: Eukaryota; Metazoa; Mollusca; Gastropoda; Physidae. Gene Ontology annotation, cellular component: endoplasmic reticulum membrane.